This is a messenger RNA of Elephantulus edwardii (Cape elephant shrew), 1203 nucleotides long. RefSeq names its product S-antigen; retina and pineal gland (arrestin) (gene SAG). Bases 1 to 1203 code for a protein of 400 amino acids. The record is from RefSeq and is a predicted model, not a curated record. NCBI's taxonomy places the organism in Eukaryota, Metazoa, Chordata, Mammalia, Macroscelidea, Macroscelididae. Gene Ontology annotation, cellular component: photoreceptor outer segment; photoreceptor inner segment. Gene Ontology annotation, biological process: signal transduction; G protein-coupled receptor internalization. Gene Ontology annotation, molecular function: G protein-coupled receptor binding. The transcript is spliced from 15 exons.
AUGGCGGCCAGUGGGAAGACAGGCAAGUCUGCCCAAAGCCACGUCAUCUUCAAGAAGGUCUCCCGGGACAAGUCGGUGACCAUCUACCUCGGGAAGAGAGACUACAUCGACCACAUCAGCCAAGUGGAACCUGUGGAUGGCGUUGUGUUGGUCGACCCUGACCUGAUCAAGGGGAAGAAAGUUUAUGUCUCUCUGACCUGCGCCUUCCGCUAUGGCCAGGAAGACAUCGAUGUGAUUGGCCUGACGUUCCGCAGGGACCUGUAUUUCUCUCGGGUCCAGGUGUAUCCUCCUGUGGGAACUGCAGGUGCCCCCACAAAGCUACAGGAAAGUCUGCUUAAGAAACUCGGGGCCAACACAUACCCCUUCAUGCUGACGUUCCCCGACUAUUUACCCUGCUCCGUGAUGCUGCAGCCAGCCCCACAAGACGUGGGAAAGGCCUGUGGAGUCGACUUUGAGGUCAAAGCAUUCGCCACAGACAUCACAGACUGUGAAGAGGACAAAAUUCCCAAAAAGAGCUCCGUGCGUCUGCUGAUCCGGAAGGUGCAGCACGCCCCCAGCGAGAUGGGCCCCCAGCCCCGGGCCGAGGCCUCCUGGCAGUUCUUCAUGUCCGACAAGCCCCUGAAGCUGGCUGUGUCCCUCAGCAAAGAGAUCUUUUUCCACGGGGAACCCAUUCCUGUGACCGUGAGUGUGACCAACAACACUGAGAAGACGGUGAAGAAGAUUAAAGUGUUAGUGGAACAAGUGGCCAAUGUGGUCCUCUACUCCAGCGACUAUUAUGUCAAGCCUGUUGCCAUGGAGGAAACACAAGAGAAAGUGCCCCCGAAUGGUAUGCUGACCAAGACACUGACCUUGCUGCCCUUGCUGGCCAACAACAGGGAGAGGCGGGGCAUCGCGCUGGACGGCAAGAUCAAGCACGAGGACACGAACCUGGCCUCCACCACCAUCAUUAAGGAGGGCAUAGACAGGACCAUCCUGGGGAUCCUCGUGUCCUACCAGAUCAAGGUGAAGCUCACGGUGUCUGGAUUUCUGGGUGAGCUCACCAGCAGCGAAGUGGCCACGGAGGUGCCAUUCCGCCUCAUGCACCCCCAGCCCAGCUCAGCUAAGGAAAGUUUACAGGAUGAAAAUUUGGUCUUUGAGGAGUUUGCACGCCAAAACCUGAAAGACGCGCCGGAGGAAGGGGAGAAGGAGGCCAAUGACGAGUGA